AUGUUUAGUAUACGAAAUCUUACAAGACUACAUAAACCAACAUCUUUCCUCCCAAAAUCAACAAGAUUUUACUCUCCAUUACCAAGAUCUCACGGUUCCAAAGGAUCUCGUUCUUCAUAUCAAAGAAAGAAUCCAAAUUCACAAUGGGGACAACCAGAACAAGAACUAGGAUCAUCAUCAUCAUUCCAACCAGAACAACUUGAAUUUCAAACCGAACCAAACACUCAAAGAUAUUCAUUUGAUUCUUAUACCGGUUCAGUACCAAAUCCACAAGGGUUAUUAAGAGAAAAUGAUGGUAUAACUAAAAUUCUUAAUGAACCAACAAUUGUUAUUGAAAGACAAAUUGAAAUGAUGAAUGUAUUUUUAGGUUUUGAACAAGCAAAUCAAUAUACUAUAAUGGAUGCAUUGGGGAAUAAAAUUGGUUAUAUGGCUGAAAGAGAUUUAGGUUUUACAAAGGCAAUAAUGAGACAAAUUUAUAGAUUACAUAGACCUUUCCAUGUUGAUGUAUUUGAUAUUUAUGGUAAUCAAGUCUUAACAAUCAAGAGACCUUUCAGUUUUAUAAAUUCUCAUAUUAAAGCUAUAUUACCUGGAUUUGAAGAUUCUCAAAAUUUAGAUGCUGGUAUAAUUGGUGAAAGUGUACAAAGUUGGCAUUUAUGGAGAAGACGUUAUAAUUUAUUUAAAGCAGAAUCAACAAAUGAAUUUGAACAAUUUGGUGAAAUUGAUUCAGGUUUCCUAGCAUUUGAUUUCCCAGUUAGAGACUCGGAAGGUAGAGUUAUUGGUGCUGUUGAUAGAAAUUGGGUUGGUAUUGGACGUGAAAUGUUUACAGAUACUGGUGUUUAUAUUAUAAGAAUGGAUCCUCAAAGUUUUGCAGGGAUGGGAGAAUUAUAUCCUGAAGUUGCAGGUCCAUUAACUUUAGAUCAAAGAGCUGUAUUAUUAGGUAAUGCAAUUAGUGUUGAUUUUGAUUAUUUUUCGAGACAUUCAAAUAGAGGUGGAUUAUUUAGUUUUGGUGAUUAUGAAUAA
Hansenula ciferrii is the source of this 1020-nucleotide messenger RNA. It is a transcript of the gene AIM25, whose product is annotated as Aim25p. The transcript has a single exon. Gene Ontology annotation, molecular function: phospholipid scramblase activity. Bases 1 to 1020 code for a protein of 339 amino acids. Lineage: Eukaryota; Fungi; Ascomycota; Saccharomycetes; Phaffomycetales; Wickerhamomycetaceae. Gene Ontology annotation, biological process: plasma membrane phospholipid scrambling. The record is from RefSeq and is a predicted model, not a curated record. Gene Ontology annotation, cellular component: plasma membrane.